GGGAGAUGUCGGCGGCCGGCUGGGCGGAACCCCUGAGUGCCCCUGGCAGCUUUGCGAAGCGGGUCCUGGUGACCGGGGGUGCUGGUUUCAUAGUGUAAACUCCAUGAAGGCAGCAAGUAAUGUUCACUAAGCACGUGGAAGUAUUGAAUGGAUGAAUGCUGGAGUAAUUUAAAGGGGAGACUCUGUUGCCUGUGAAGAACUGAAUGUCUGUAAAAGAAGAGAGAAUGUGGGAAUUCUUGUUUAUUGCUCAUUAGCACAUUAAAUCAUCUUCUAAUCUGACAGUCACUUGGCCAAAGGUGUCAGGCAGUGCAUCACAUGUGAUUGUCUCUUUAGUAGAAGAUUAUCCAAACUACAUGAUCAUAAAUCUAGACAAGCUGGAUUACUGUGCAAGCUUGAAGAAUCUUGAAACCAUUUCUAACAAACAAAACUACAAAUUUAUACAGGGUGAUAUAUGUGAUGCUCAUUUUGUGAAACGGCUUUUUGAAACAGAGGAAAUCAAUAUAGUACUACAUUUUGCUGCACAGACACACGUAGAUCUUUCAUUUGUCCGUGCUUUUGAGUUUACAUAUGUUAACGUUUAUGGUACUCAUGUUUUGGUAAGUGCUGCUCAUGAAGCCAGAGUGGAAAAAUUUAUUUAUGUCAGCACAGAUGAAGUAUAUGGUGGAAGUCUUGAUAAGGAAUUUGAUGAAUCAUCUCCCAAACAACCUACAAAUCCUUAUGCAUCAUCUAAAGCAGCUGCUGAAUGUUUUGUACAGUCUUACUGGGAACGGUACAAGUUUCCAGUUGUCAUCACAAGAAGCAGCAAUGUUUAUGGGCCACAUCAAUAUCCAGAAAAGGUUAUUCCAAAAUUUAUAUCUUUACUACAACACAACAGAAAAUGCUGCAUUCAUGGAUCAGGGCUUCAAACAAGAAAUUUCCUUUAUGCUACUGACGUCGUAGAAGCGUUUCUCACUGUCCUCAAAAAAGGAAAACCAGGUGAAAUUUAUAACAUCGGAACCAAUUUUGAAAUGUCCGUUGUCCAGCUUGCCAAAGAACUAAUACAACUGAUCAAAGAGACCAGUUCAGAGUCUGAAAUGGAAAACUGGGUUGACUAUGUUAACGAUAGACCUACCAAUGACAUGAGAUAUCCAAUGAAGUCAGAAAAAAUUCAUGGGUUAGGAUGGAAACCCAAAGUGCCUUGGGAUGAAGGAAUAAAGAAAACAAUUGAGUGGUACAAAGAGAAUUUUCACAACUGGAAGAAUGUGGAAAAGGCAUUAGAACCCUUUCCAAUACAAUCACCAUGCGUAUAAUCAGCCAUUUUCAGAGAAAGAAGAAAAUUAUCCUACCUCAUCAGGCAGUAUGCAAUCAAGUGACCAAAUGACGUGCCUUCUUUUCAUUUGGAAUCAGAUCAUAACUUUUUAUAUGACGUUCACUUACAAAAUGCCUCAGUCUUUGGAACAGUUUUCAUAUUGGCCUAAGAUUGUGGAAAUUAGGGAGUGGUAAGCAUAGGAAGACUCUCUCGAGGUGAGUCAGGCAGAAGCCUUCUGGUUCGGAAGGCAGAGGCGCGCAGUGGCUCAAGUGGAUGGCGACCUUGCCUGGCUUUCAACGCAGCCCGCUUCCAGCCUUUUCCAGUGCCCAGGAAGUCUGAAAUUGGUACUUUGAAGCAACGUAUGAUGAAUAUCAUGGUCUAAUUCAUCUUUUUUUAGUCAGAUGUUGUGCUGUAGUUGCUUUAAAAAUGAAAAAAAAAUGGAAGCAUAUCUAGCACUUUUUAACUUUUGAUAAUUUUGUAAAAUUUAAGUUAAAUGCUUUUUGAAAGCUGUAUGGAAACUUUUUAUACUUUCAAAAUCAUUUUAACCUAUAGAUAACCUGAACCACAGAAUUUCUAUCAUGUAUUUACUGUUCUAAAUGAUUUUAUUUAUGAAAUUGUCAGUAUUUUAAUGUAUUUAAUGUAGAAUGUGGCU
This is a messenger RNA of Chinchilla lanigera (long-tailed chinchilla), 1940 nucleotides long. It is a transcript of the gene Tgds, whose product is annotated as TDP-glucose 4,6-dehydratase. Gene Ontology annotation, biological process: nucleotide-sugar metabolic process. The record is from RefSeq and is a predicted model, not a curated record. NCBI's taxonomy places the organism in Eukaryota, Metazoa, Chordata, Mammalia, Rodentia, Chinchillidae. Gene Ontology annotation, molecular function: dTDP-glucose 4,6-dehydratase activity. The transcript is spliced from 13 exons. Bases 354 to 1289 code for a protein of 311 amino acids.